Molecule: messenger RNA, 1970 nt
Organism: Terrapene triunguis (Three-toed box turtle)
Lineage: Eukaryota; Metazoa; Chordata; Testudines; Emydidae
Product: retinitis pigmentosa 9 protein
Exons: 6
Coding region: 118-822 (234 amino acids)
Biological process (GO): RNA splicing
Source: RefSeq, a predicted model, not a curated record
AGUCAAGUGAAAGUGAAAUCAGUCAGGGGGGGAGGGGAGGCGCUGGUCGGUGCAGGAGCUGCAGCUGCUCGGCUCUGUGCCUCCCCUUCCCGCUGGCCGCCCGAGCCCGGGGCCCCCAUGUCCCACAGGCGGGGAGCGCGGGAGAAGGCGGAGGCCGCCCCCGCCGAGAGGCGCAGCCACAAGCGGCCCAGGAGCCAGCGCGAGCCCCUGGCAGGCAGCAGCGGGGGCUGCAGGGAGCUGGAGCGGCAUGAGCAGAAGAGGAAGAAGCGGGAGGUGCAGCAGAUCCAGCAAAUCCAGCACCUGGAGUCCUUCUAUGAGAAACCUCCUCCAGGGCUAAUUAAGGAAGAUGAAACUAAGCCAGAAGACUGCAUACCUGAUGUACCAGGCAAUGAACAUGCCCGAGAAUUCCUGGCUCAUGCCCCAACUAAAGGACUCUGGAUGCCAUUAGGAAAAGAAGUCAAAGUUAUGCAGUGUUGGAGAUGUAAACGUUAUGGACACAGAACAGGAGAUAAAGAAUGCCCAUUCUUUAUUAAAGGCAAUCAGAAAUUGGAACAAUUCCGAGUAGCACAUGAAGACCCCAUGUAUGAUGUAAUAAGGGAAAAUAAACGCCAUGAAAAGGAAAUGAGGAUACAGCAAUUGAAGCAACUGCUGGAAGACUCUUCUUCAGAUGAAGAUGGAAGUAGUGGCAGCUCCAGUUCCUCAGAAUGUAAAGAGAAACACAAGAAGAAGAAAAAGAAGGAGAAAAAGAAAAAGGAAAAAAAGAAGAAAAAGAAAAGAAAGCACAAAUCUUCUAAAUCAAAUGAGAGGUCAGAAUCUGACUGACAGCAGUCACCUGCUAAGUGCUUCUUGACCCCAGAUUGUGAACUGUAAGGAAACAUCCAAAGAAUGAGAAAGAAACAACCAAAAAGGGCUUUGUAAUAGUCUAGGAGAACAUACAAACGGGUACGUCUAAUGUCCCAUUUGUGCCAUCCUUUUCUGCCUCUCUGCAGUGGUGCCCCAAGCAAGGGAUGAGCUCAAUUAUGGCUGUUUAACAAGGAAUGAUUUUACUUGAGCAUACCUAUGUACUGUGAAACAUGGGCUAAUGAUCAUCUAACUCGAUGGUUGAUAAAACCUCACUGUUAUGCUGCCACCUGUUAAAACAGCCACCACCUAAGGGACUGCUUACAGAUUUCAGCAGAGUACAGCGGAGCCCUCUAGUGAGGUAAUGUUUACCCCAUAAACAAUUUAAUUACACAGAGAGCUUCACUGUAAUGGGAAUUGCAGUUUGUACUGUGCAAAGCAUUGAACCAUGUUAGGACUUCCCAUUUAUAGCAAACAACAGUGAAUGUUGCUACGUCCAAGCUAAGUGUAAUCAGGCUGUACUGUAUCUUCCCUGCAUGCUGAUGGUCACUCGGAUCAUCCCACGAUUGGCAGCUGGCACCGCUUGAAAUGUGUGACAUAAGGAAAAACCUAUUAAUGUUAAUGAAGAGGUUUUACUUUAAGGCAAAAAUGUAUUGUUAGCAGGGUUUAUUUUUAUUUACUUGAAGAAAAGCUCAGUUCUGAAAUUUCAACACUAUUUCUGAGCCUCACUCUACAACAUUGACCAGCACCUACUCGUUGAAGUAAUCCUCUGAACUGCAAAAUUGGGCUCCAUGUGUGAAAAUCUCUUGCUAAAUAAUAAUAAAACUCCCCCACUAAUUUUGCUGACAAAAGCUAGCAUGUUAGUUGCUUGGAAAAGUGUUUUCUUGUUUGAAAUGGAAUGGGUAACAAUGUUCUUCUGAGCAUUGUUUACUAUCUAUAUUGUAUUGAUACAUGUUUGUUUCUAAAAAGGUUUGGGGAAGUAACUUUAAACGUGUUUUAAUUUUACAUAUUUAGUAAAAUAUUUAAUACAGUAAUAUUUUGUGAAUCAUUGUGAAUAUGGAAAAUACAAAGAAUAUUCUUGUAGCAAUACACCUCUACCCCGAUAUAACGCUGUCCUCAGGAGCCAACAA